This is a messenger RNA of Tyto alba (common barn owl), 1358 nucleotides long. It is a transcript of the gene BSND, whose product is annotated as barttin CLCNK type accessory subunit beta. NCBI's taxonomy places the organism in Eukaryota, Metazoa, Chordata, Aves, Strigiformes, Tytonidae. The coding region runs from base 297 to 1085 and encodes 262 amino acids. Gene Ontology annotation, molecular function: chloride channel regulator activity. Gene Ontology annotation, cellular component: basolateral plasma membrane. Gene Ontology annotation, biological process: chloride transport. The record is from RefSeq and is a predicted model, not a curated record. The transcript has 4 exons.
GCGUGGGGUCUGGCCGCGUGUGCCUGCAGGGAAGGUUACCCGGACACGUGCUGGGCGGCUUCACUGGAGUGUGAACGGCGGGUCGGUGUUUGCAUUCAUUACAAACCCGUUAAAAACUGGCUGGCUCAGCCCUGGGCAGGACCAGGCUCAACGUGCAGCUGCUCCUCAGCCCCUGGCAGCCUCCGGAGAAAGAAGCCACUGCUUGCCUUACCCUGGAGGUGUGCUCAGCGGGCAGCCGCCGCAGGUAAACGGGCUUCCCGGCAUCUCUCCUCCCCUCCCUCUCCCACCCGGCAUCCAUGGCCGAGGAGAAGACUUUUCGUUACGGGUUCAUCAUGCUGGGCUUCUUCCUGGUGAUGACGGGGAUGUUCAUCAUGAGCGUGGAAAAGCCUCAGAUCUACAUCACUUUCUGUGCUCUGGGCGUCCUGCUCGUAGCCGUGGGCAUCACCUGGAGCAUGUGCCAGUGCUACCCGAAGAUAACGUUCAUCCCCGUGGACCUCCAGAUCGAGCAGUUCCUGGACCACAAACGCACCGUGCUGCCGGAGAGGGACACCCGCAUAAUUGCACCCUGCCUCAACCAAGAGGCCACCGGCACCUACAAGAAAAGCCUGCUGUCCUCCGAGCAGAUCCAGAGGCAGGCGGUGGGCUCGGACCCACUCCCACCCAUGACCCAGCCCAGACCCCGCAGCUACUCCCAGCCGGCCAUGCAGGCGAAAGCAGAGGUCCACCGAGAGCUGGGGAGUGCUGGAGAACCCCCCCAAGACCCGGCGCCUCGGCUGGAAACGGCGCCCGGCAGCUGCCCCCCCCGGCCGGCCCCGGGGGUCGCUCCGCUGGCAUCCCUCCUGGAGGACAUGGACACGCCAUCGCUGGAGGGCUCCGUGCCCGGCAGCCCCGUGCCACGGGGCCGACACCCCCCGCCAUCCGCCGCCCGCGCCGGCUGCACCCCGACCAGCUCCCCGGCGGGGGCACAGCGCCCCGAUUCCCCCCCCAAAAGCGCUGGGGAGGAGGAUGACCUCUAUUACGGGCUCCAAGAGGGGCCGGACGCCCUGCUCGAGGAGAGCGACCGCCUUUUUGAGCCUGAAAACUGAUUUCCCGGGAGAGAAUGGCCGCUUGGCACGGACUCAUCUCGUGGAGGGGGACGCAAACGUUGCGGCCUGAAAGAAAGGGGAUGGGGCUGCGCCCCUCGCGCUCACCCAGCCGCAUGGGAGGCUGCCAACCCCCAAAACCUGAGGGGAGCACUGCCACCUCCCGAAUUUCCGCAGCGAGGGGACAACGCCCCCGUCACCGGAGCCCUUUGGGUGAGCGCAGAUAAGUGCAAAUGCUGGGCUGGGCAGGAUCCGGGCUAAAUAAAAUGCUUAGGA